This is a messenger RNA of Talaromyces atroroseus, 1032 nucleotides long. RefSeq lists its product as hypothetical. Lineage: Eukaryota; Fungi; Ascomycota; Eurotiomycetes; Eurotiales; Trichocomaceae. The record is from RefSeq and is a predicted model, not a curated record. The transcript is spliced from 2 exons. Bases 1 to 1032 code for a protein of 343 amino acids. Gene Ontology annotation, cellular component: cytosol; spliceosomal complex. Gene Ontology annotation, biological process: mRNA cis splicing, via spliceosome.
AUGGAAGUUCUCCAAACUCCUCCUUCAGCGAGUUCCUUCACUUCGCUUGCGGAACAUCAGUCGCGCACCCCCGAAUCCUUCUACGAUGGCGCACCAGUCCUUCAUUACCAUAGUUCACGAUGUAAAGUCGUUGUUUUAGAGAGCGACCUCACUGCGUCGCACGCUUUGAAUACUCUACGCGGAGGAGUCUCCAAUGCGAACGGCUCGUCCGAUGAAUCGACUGAAGGGAAAGAGAUUGUACUUGACGGAGUCGAUGUUUUUGUGGCUUCGGAUAAAUUUCUACUUUACCGGGCUGAAGCCAGCUCUGGUGUUGCCCUACCUUAUCCACUCAUUUCGCUCCAUGCAAUCCAAAGAUUCCAUUUGCCAGGCACAUCCGCGGAUGAACCGGAAGUUCAAGGACUAUACAUGCAACUUGCGAAACCCCGAUCGGCCGACGAGACUGGUGCCAAUGAAGAGGACGAAGAAGAAGACAGCAUUACACUGACUAUUGUGCCCCCGCCAGUAAUCGAAGCUGCCAGCUCUGCACUUGGAUCUUAUACAGCGGGUACAGAGACGGCUGCCCUUCUAGCCGAUGAAAUGGCGACGAAGGAGAGCGCGGACACCAAACCGGAGGAGACGUCGACCACACAGGCCUUGUUCACGGCUGUAUCUGCUUGCUCGAAUUUACACCCAGACCCCGUAGUGCACGGGGAAGAUGAAGAAGAAGAAGAUUACUAUGGAGAUUCCAGCGAACAACCGGGAGUAGGAGGCAUAUUACAAGCUGGGUUGAUCAUGCCGGGUGCCACUGACGGCGGCUUACCGCCUCCAGUAGAUGGCAGUUUAGGCUGGAUCACUGCUGAAAAUAUGCAUGAGUAUUUUGACGAGGAGGGGAACUGGAUAGCUGAUGGGGAACCACCUGCCUCCAUGUCUAUGCCGGGCUUGGGUCCUGGAGCCGGGAAUGUCCAUGGUAGGCAUGACGACGACGUCGAGAACGGAAAUGGCGCUGGCACGGAAAACGGGGAUGACGAGACGAAAUGGCGAAGGACGGAUUAA